Messenger RNA from Eruca vesicaria subsp. sativa (arugula), 153 nucleotides. Lineage: Eukaryota; Viridiplantae; Streptophyta; Magnoliopsida; Brassicales; Brassicaceae. The record is from the annotation of a GenBank genome assembly.
AUGGAAGAAGAGGCAGAUGAUGAUGAGCUUUGGAAUGGAGAAGCAAUGAGAACAAUGUAUUCUGAUGAUCUGAACAUGGAAGAGAUUUAUGCUUCUCGGCCUUUUGUUCCACACAGGGAUGGAAGUGAGAUCCUUAAACGUAAGGCAUGGUGA